Molecule: messenger RNA, 1628 nt
Organism: Populus trichocarpa (black cottonwood)
Lineage: Eukaryota; Viridiplantae; Streptophyta; Magnoliopsida; Malpighiales; Salicaceae
Product: probable xyloglucan endotransglucosylase/hydrolase protein 28
Exons: 4
Coding region: 284-1294 (336 amino acids)
Biological process (GO): xyloglucan metabolic process; cell wall biogenesis
Cellular component (GO): cell wall; apoplast
Molecular function (GO): hydrolase activity, hydrolyzing O-glycosyl compounds; xyloglucan:xyloglucosyl transferase activity
Source: RefSeq, a predicted model, not a curated record
UCUCAUUCCCCAAUAAAAUGACCUCCCUGUUCUCUUUCUGCUCCUCCCUACUCUCUGUCUGCUCACAUUAUCCUUCUGCUCUCUCUCUCUCUCUCUCCCCCCCCAACGCUCCAAGAGAUAAAGACACUCUCCUUCCUCCACCCUCUUCUCUCUAAUAUAUAUCCCUACAUUCACGCACACAGCUAAGAGCUCAUUCUUUCAUUUCAGUCAAGAAAAGAACUUUCUUUCUCUGUUUUUUCCCGAAGGAAAACACACCAAUAACAAAAAAGGAAAAAAGAAAAGAAUGGCGUGCUCUUAUCUUUGUCCUUGUUCUCUCUUAAUCUGCUCCCUACUUGCUUUUCUUGUUUCCGGGUCUCAAAUUCAAAGAACUUUAUUGCCUGUUAUAUCCUUUGAUGAGGGAUACACCCAACUUUUUGGUGAUGAUAAUCUGGCCAUUCACAGAGAUGGAAAGACAGUCCAUUUAUCAUUGGAUGAGAGGACAGGGUCUGGAUUUGUUUCUCAAGACUUGUACUUACAUGGAUACUUCAGUGCUUCUAUCAAGUUGCCUGCAGAUUACACUGCUGGAGUUGUGGUUGCUUUUUAUAUGUCAAAUGGUGACAUAUUCGAGAAGAACCAUGAUGAAAUUGACUUUGAGUUCUUGGGUAACAUAAGAGGGAAAGAUUGGAGGAUACAGACAAACAUUUAUGGCAAUGGCAGCACCAGCGUAGGCAGAGAAGAGAGAUACAGCCUCUGGUUUGAUCCCUCUGAUGAUUUUCAUCAGUACAGCAUUCUCUGGACUGAUUCUCAGAUCACAUUUUAUGUGGACAACGUUCCUAUUAGAGAGUUUAAAAGAACAGAAUCUAUGGGGGGAGAUUUCCCUUCCAAGCCAAUGUCUUUGUAUGCAACAAUAUGGGACGGGUCUGGUUGGGCUACCAAUGGAGGCAAAUACAGAGUUAAUUACAAAUAUGCCCCCUAUGUCACAGAAUUUUCCGACCUUGUUCUGCACGGUUGUGCUGUCGAUCCAAUUGAGCAGUUCCCAAAAUGUGAUAAUUCAGAGAGUUCUGAAGUGAUUCCCACCGGUGUCACAACUGUGCAAAGAAUUAAGAUGGAGAGUUUUAGGGCCAAGUUUAUGACAUAUUCCUAUUGCUAUGAUCGGGUUCGGUACAAGGUUCCUCCAUCAGAGUGUGUUUUUAAUCCCAAAGUAGCAGACCGUCUCAAAUCUUUCGACCCUGUUACCUUCGGCGGAGGGCGCCGCCACCAUGGGAAAAGACACCACCGGAGUCGGGCAAGUCAUGUUGAGGCCAUCUCCAUUUGAGGAAAUGCUAUGGUUUGCAUCGUCAUGUUAUUGCCAUCUUAAUCUUAUUACAUUUAUGCUAUGAUUUAGUUGGGGUCAUUUCUUUUUUUGUGAAUAGAGAAAAAGAGCAUGGAUUCUUAUCGAGGGUGGUGACAGAGAGAGUUGUGGUUAUUUAUGGUUCAUGGUGGGUGGGUAUGUGUAUAGUUCAUACCUUUAGUUUUCCAGCAGUUCAUUUCAUCAUUGAUGUUUGCUCUGGGCUUUAUUACAAAAAUGAAUUUGGUGAUGAUUUUUCUGUACUCUUUUGACACCCUCGCGGGUUAAAUAAAAUAUACUAGGCAUUUGGAGUUCCUCUGUA